This is a messenger RNA of Eimeria acervulina, 7887 nucleotides long. RefSeq lists its product as hypothetical. The transcript is spliced from 19 exons. Bases 1 to 7887 code for a protein of 2628 amino acids. Gene Ontology annotation, molecular function: protein binding. The record is from RefSeq and is a predicted model, not a curated record. NCBI's taxonomy places the organism in Eukaryota, Apicomplexa, Conoidasida, Eucoccidiorida, Eimeriidae.
AUGGUAGCGGGAAAACUUAAGAGAAGCCCGGACGCCGGGGUGGCGACCGCGGUGCAAGGAAUUAUUCAACAUCAGAAGUUCAAGCGCAUGCUUCUUUUCGGUUUGCGCUCUCUAUCCGAUUUUUGCAGUCCUACCAACCAGCUCUAUCAGGAAAAUGCCCAAGAUGCAAUGGACAAGGGAGUUCUCCCUGCUAUGCAGACGGCAGUGGAAACAUUUCCAGAUGACGAGGAUCUUAUGAACUGUUGUUCGAGAGUCAUAUGGGCUAUGUCUGACGCAUGUAAAAGUGACCUAGACGCUGGACGCAUUGGACUUCUGGCUACGCAUGGAGGGGCUGUUUGCCUCGCGAUUGUCAACAGCGGUCCAAGCGAACCACAAACCGUGUCGGACACGAUGACAUUCGUUGAGAACAUGCACAGCAUGGGGAGCCCUCUGGACGGAGGAGCCCUUGCGCCGGGACUGUUAGCAAUUUUUUCGAAAAAGGUGGACAUGAAGACGGCAUCGCGUGUUGCGGCGGCUCUUGCUGUCGCCACGAACUCUCCUUCAGGAGCCCAGGCAGCGGCGGCAGCGGGAGGGAUGGGUCAGGUUUUAGAGUUCUGUCUUGCGAAUGGGGAUAUGUCUGAACCUGCAGUGCAGUGUGUUGAGUCGGUUUUCGACGCCUGCAGGCAUAUGGCAGAACAGGGUCAGGGGCAGCGCACAGUACUGGAGCAGUGCAUUGGCGUUAUGGACAAGUAUAGGAGCAAGAAGGGGGCCUUCUCGAAGGGUUCGGCAGCCCUGGCAUCGAUGAUCGGACCAGAGCAGCUACAGCAAUGCCUGGCGACUCUUAAGUCUAGUUCACCUGGCUCUCCCGAGCACGACGAAGCAUUAACAACUCUUGGAUCCAUGUCGUACAUCUCAUCAUUUACGGACGAGAUUGUGCGCGCUGGAGGUAUCCCUCUGUUGUGCGAGCUCAUCAACAGCAGCCUUACACAAAUCGAAUCAAGCCCGGAAAAAAUCUACAAGGUGAUCGGUGGGGCGGCAAAAAUGCUGGCUCGCAUUGCCUCAAAUCCGACGAACGUGGACUCGAUGGUACAGUCAGGAGCAGUGGCCACCCUAGCAACCGCAGUUUCUUACUGCACGGAUAACUUGGAGUGUUUGGGAGCUCUCUGCAUGGCGUUGACUCCUCUCGCUGCCCGCGAAAGUCUUGCUAGCGAGAUUGUGCAGUAUCAGACAUUCGCGACGGUCCUUCCGCUGCUGUACCAACAUGUGGAGAACUCUGACUUCGCUCCCCUGGCGAUGGAGCUGGUUGCCACUGGCUCUCAGCAUGCUGAGCUUCAUCAACACAUGGUGGCUAACCUGGCAGUGGAGAUCUGCGCAAUGUGCUGCAGUUACCACUUGAAAGAUACGGCUUUUCAGGCAAACGCGAUCCUCUCCCUUAACCGCUUGGCCGGCAAUUUGACCAGUGUCCGUAGCAUCUUGGAGUACAGCGGCUUUCAGGGUGUUAACGCCUCAAUUCGGGCAAACAUCCAGGACGCCACCAUCGUUCAGGGGGCUGUACAGCUUUAUGAGCAACUUUCAAAAGUGGCAGACGCGAAGACAUGCAUGGCCAACACUGAAUGCGCUGAUGCCGUACUGGAGGCAAUGCUUGAGCACGAGCAGAAUGAGGCACUGGUGAACUCCGGUGUAAACUGUUUGAGCGUGAUUGCAACGGAGGAUGACUGCAAUCGUCACCUCAGCGACCUGGAUACUGCUAUCCAGACGGCAAAGGGAGAUCCUGACCGCGCUUAUCGUGCGCUGGCGGCCGUUGCCGGCCUCAGUCGCGUUAGCCAUCUGCGGCAGUGUUUCGAGGCUAGGAAUGCUGCGGAAACGAUUUUGAAGGGCGUUCAAAACUGGAUUGACGGAGCACGCUUUGAGGGCCAAGGCCGCGUGAUUCGUGCAGGGCUUAAAACGGUAAAGAUCAUCAAGGUGAAUGGGGACGGAGAUCUUACCCCUGUCUUAGUGAGCAUGUGCGAAAUCGCGUGCCUUCCUCCAGUGAAACGCAUUGUAGAGCUCGAGGAGCCUGAUGACAACAUCUUGGUGCACUGCACAGCGGGUGCGAGGGACGUCGCGGCUACCAGCAGGAUCAGCAAGGAAAACAUUGAACCUGCAGUUGAGGCAAUAAUGAGAGUUAUGCGUAAAUACGCAGAUAGCAGGCGUUCCCAGAUCAACUGCCUUGAGGCCCUCAACUACCUUGCUCUGUGUGACUCCGGCGGUGGCGUGCAAGUGCUCAUCAAAGUUGGAUGCAUCAACGCUGUGGUGCAGUAUCUCAACAAGUCGCCGAUGUACCUAGAUGCUCAGAUUGCAGGAUUCACAGUCUUAGCGACUUGCGCAAAGGUUGACCCGUCUUCAGCCGAAGUCAUGAAAAGAUGUAAUGUUCUCUCCGCUUUGAAGGUGGCGAUGCGAACCCACUCUAAGAGCAAGGACCUCAAGAAGACUAUUGCUCCUCUUUUGGCCCUGCUCAUGCCCGUGGACGCUCUGGAGAGAGAAAUUGCAGAAAGAGUUGCGGAGUGCAAGGAUGCCAUGCAGAAGAACAGUAUGGUGGGCAUGCACGAAGCUCUUGUCGAGCUGAACGAGCUUCUGGUGUCUGCCGAGGGAGCAAAGAUCGCUGCCCGUCUUGGCGUUGGAGCGGACCUUGAACGAUUUGCAAACUACGCUGUUGGGAACAAGGCUGUCGCACUGGGAGCAACGGAAUACGAUAUUCUCGGCAAUGAUUUGUAUGUUGCCACGAUGUCGGAAAUCGCACAUGCCGUUGAGCAAAUGGCAUCGGUGAGGACUGGGUGUGUGCAUUGCAUCAAAACGGGGAAUGUGGAGAGCGUGCUGAGCAUAUACUCUGGUGUGAAUGGCACUGAAAAGUGCGUGCAUUCCGAGGAAGCCGCUCUUCACUCUCUGGAAGCUCUGCGGCUCAUGGUCAAGACGGACAGGAAGUCGGCAGAUGUCGCGUUCGAGCGCAAUGUUGUUGCUACUCUUUGUAGUGGGAUUGACAACUACCAGGACUCAGCAGCAGUGCUUGCGGCGACUUGUGGGUGCCUUGCGGCCUUGGCUACAACUCCUUCGCGGGUCGCAGCCUUAGUGGCACAGCCUGACUUUGAUAACCUUCUCAACAGGCUUGUUAAGGUCGUAAGCGAAGAUCCAAAGAGGGAAAAUCGGCUUGUGGCCAUCAAGGCGCUCAGGGAAUUGGUUGAGACAUGCAACGAUCCUUCCCUAGCAGUGAAGAUCUGUGAUGCCGGUGCUGUCAACGCGCUGUAUGCCACCAUCGAGAACUACGGAGACGACGAAGAACUUGUCCGUGAGGCAGCAACAACCUUGGCACUGCUGGGUGUGCACGAUGACCUCCGUCGUUUCUACGGAAAUGAUGUGCGCGCUCCAUGUAUGAUCCUCACGUCUGCGAUUGACAAGCAGAAAAAUAGCGGCGCAACAGCAUAUCAGUUGCUGAGUGUACUGAAUUGCAUUACAACACGCGAAGACCGCCCCGUUCUUAAGGAGCUUGGCGCUAUGGGACAAGUUGCAGACGCCAUGCGCCUUCACCCUGAUGAUGAGGAUAUCACAAGGGUUGGGGGCGAGCUCUUUGCCAAAAUGGGUGCGGAUGAACAGAUCAAGAGCAUCAUGCUUCAGAUUAUCUCUACAGUUGAGAGCGGCGACGAGAACACAGUGGCGACGGUGGACGCGCUGUGUGCGCAGUUGGCCAUGUAUUUGGCUGCCCCCCUUGACGAUCCAGCAGACGCGCUGCAGCACACGGAAAAAUGCCUCACGGCACUCACGACUGUGCUUCAGAUGGCACCGGAAGACCAGAGACUUCAUGGACACGUGGCUAUUGUGGCACGGAGACUUUGCGACCGAUGCUUCGACGAUCCUAAUGAUUCCUAUGGAGCAUGGGCAGUAGCAAGCAGUGGUUUGCUCCAUCAGCUUGCCUCCAUGAUCGCCUCUGGGCAGGUUGACAGUAACAAGGGCUUCCUGGUCCCAGGAUAUCGAACCCUUGCUGCGUGUGCUGCCAACCCCUAUAGCAUGCCUACACUUCAGGAGGUUGCACCUUCAUUUCUCCCGCAAACUUAUGCCUUGCUGGAAGCCUAUAAGAAUGACGCAGAGACGACUGCUCGCAUUCUCGAAUUCUUGAGAUACUUCGCAGAGGAUGCAAAUGGAGCUGCGCUCGUAAUACAGAACAUGAGCGGAUCUUCGGGCGACAUAGUCGCCCUUACUUUGCUGUUGAUGCAGCAGCACCAGCAGAGCGACGCUGUCGUGACAUCAGGGAUGUAUUUACUUGGGGCUCUUGCAUACAAUGGAGCUGUCUCGGGUGCGGAUCCGAUUCCGAAGUUUGCGGAUGGGUCUGCGUUGCGGGAGUGCGAAACGCUUUGUGGAGCGAAUGCUAGCCAGGAGCGCAUGAUUGCUUAUGCAAACUUGGUGGAACGUCUGAUCCUUUCUCAGUCGUACGGGGAUGCUCUUUCCAAGCAAAAGGCCUUGGAAAAGCUCGUUAUGAGGAUGCAGGCCGAAGAGGAGUCAAAGAAACUCCCAGAGGAGGCACGUGCCACUAUGCUGUGCGCUGUCUGCCGGGUGUUUAUGGCAGCUGGGGCCGCCGCACUGGUUUGUGAAGUCGAGCGUUCGAAGGGCUUUGAAUUGAUUAUACAGGCAAUCGAGGACUAUCCAGAUAACCCAGGCGUUCUCCGCGAUUCUUGCCGAGCGCUUGCAGCCAUGUCAGCUAGCGAUGCCAACUUGGCGGCUCGCACGAUCAAGGAAGCAAUACCACUGCUGGCUGCGGGUGAGGCCCAGGCAACUAUAGCGAGUAAUGCGGAGUGCGCCGAUGCAUACUGCGACUUACUGAUGCAGCUGUGUGCAACUGAGGGCAACGGAAGGCAACUCCUAGCAACUGAUGGCGUGGAAGAGUCAUUGAACAGAGUAGACGCUCUUUGCGAUGCUGGGGGAGCGGAAGAUGCUGUCGAGUUAAAGAAGAAGACGGCCAUGAUUCGCCAAGCCAUGGCGGACGACCAGCCGCACGAAAAGACGUGCAAGGAUGUCUACGACCUUUUGAACGGCCGUGUCGCGUCGUCACUCUCGAUCGCAAUUCCGGAGGUUGCAGUUUUGCAAGAGGAGCUUGAGUUCGUAUUCGGCCGAUUGGUUAUGUACAACGGCGAAAAGCUUGAUUGGCAAACACCAAUCGGUGCUGAUCACCAGUACGGGAACAUGGCGCUGGAGAUUUUCGCGACUUCCCCAGUUAACUACAAAGCACUGCAGCAGCAGGACUUCGUCAAGAUGGAACUGUCGAUUAUGAAGAGCGUAAAAGAUGAAGAAAUUGUUCUCUACUCCGUCAAGGCCCUAGCUGCUGGCUGCAAGAAUCCGGCCUGUGCCCAAGAUGCUGCAAGAACAGUAGGCUGUCCAAAUAUCGUAACGGAAGCAGUAAGCAGGAUAAACAAGGACACGACCCUAUCAAAUGAAAGGAAGGAGGAGCACUUGUGCUCUAGACUUUUGCUUGUCGAGCGCACUGCUGUCAACCGUAACCUCUACAACAAGACGAACGCUGUCUCUGAGCUUAUCCGGUGUUGGAAUGACUACGACAAGGGCCUGUACUCGACUGCGUUGCUGAGGCAUGUAUUCCGUGCCAUGAGGCGAAUAGUCUCAGAUGCUCAUGUUGACGAGCUGCUGAAGGCUAAUGUGCUGCAGCGCUUGAUUGCUAUAGUAAAGAAUCUCAACUCGGACAUAGCGUUGCUGCCGGACGUCCUUUUCUUGCUGGGUUCGCUGGCAGUGGUGCCGGAGAUCAAGACCAAAAUUGGAGAGCUGGAUGGCGUAGCGGCAUGCAACGAAUUACUUCAGCGGUCCCUUGCGAAUCCGCAGGCGACAGCAGUAGUUACGAACACAUGUCUCGCUUUUGCGAACAUUUGCAUUGGCCACAAGAAGAACACCGAACUGUUCCACAAGCUGGGAGGUCCAGAUCUCACCGUUCGUGUCUUGAACGAGCGCUGCAAAGAAUAUGAUGUUUGCAAUGCGGCGUCAGUGUUGCUCUGCAACUUGCUUUACAAGAAUGAGCAAAUGAAGCACCAUCUUGGUACUAAUGGAGCCCCGGCUGCUCUCGUGAAGGGUCUUUCAAAUUACGACGGUUCGACGGAGCGGUCUGCUAUACGCUGUUUGGAGUCGCUCUUCAAAGCUAUUAGCAACCUGUCUCUGUACACGCCAAAUAUCCAGCCAUUCCUGGACGCUGGAAUUGAGAAUGCCUACAGCGCGUGGUUAAGCAAUCUGACUGGGGACUUCCCGGAUGCACAACUUGAAACAGGUUGCCGUACUCUGGCCAACCUUGUGAUGGAGAAUGACCCAAAUAACAUGCGGAAGUUUGGUGUUUGUUUGCUACCGUGCAUGCAGGUUGCGAGUCAGGGGCGCCAGGAUACGAAGGCUUUAAUGCUUCUUUUAGAUAUAGAAGCAUCUCUUUGCCGAUUGGAAGAAAAUGCCGUAGCGUUUGCUGACAAUGGGGGAAUUGAAACGACAAUUCGCAUUAUUCACCAGUUCGACUAUGACGUAGGACUACUGACGCUGGGCAUUCAUUUGUUGAGCAUCCAGUCUUCACUAAUGCCUUCAGUUCAGCGCAUGGUGGAGGCUGAUGUAUUUUCCAUUCUUGUCGGAUGCGUGGAUGUUGACGCUGAGGGGAAUGAGGUUACCGAUCUUGUUGUGGGUGGCCUCCGCUGCACACGGCGCAUCAUUAGGUCGCAGGAGCUUGCUUUCGAGUACUGCAAUGCGGGUGGUAUCGCAACCGUAGCGAAUGUCAUCUGCAAGUCGAUAAACCAGCCCAUGGUCAUGCUGGAGGCUUGCCGAGUUCUGCUUUGCCUCCUCGCCUUGACAACAAGGCCGCAAGAGGAACGUGCGGCGGCCGUGCAGGCGCUGCAUGAAGCAGCUGCGAAGGCAGCUGAGGAGUCCGGUGCUGUGCCAGACGAGAAUGGCGAAACUCGAGAAGCUGAGCCAGACCCCGAGGAGCUUGCAAAUGCUGCCUACGGUGGUUGGUAUCACAUGGGGAUGGAUGAGGUCAUGAUCGGAGCAAUUAUUCAGGCUGUUUGCGCAUGCGCUGGUUCUGAAAGCCAUGCGAAACAGCUGCGUCUACAGCGUGUGUCUCUUGGUGUGGCUGCAUACUUCGUAUCGGAGCAGAUGGGUCAGGACUCUUUUGUAGGGAGUGGAGGAGAACUCAUGAUCAUGCAGGCCCUCAAUUCUUUCCCCGGGGAGCUGUCUCUUGCUCAGCUUUCAUGUAUCAUCGUCAAUUCAAUCGCAAUGACAUCGGGUGACAUGUAUGAGAGCAUUAAGACAAGGGAACUUGUGGCGGCGUUCAAAACGAGCAUAUCAAAAAUAGGGAACAAGAAACCCGAAGAGAAGGCUAUUCGCGAUGAGUGCCAGAAGACACUGGAUGCGCUGGGCUCAAACCUCGAUCCUAUGGACGCUUUUGCGUCCACUGUAACCGAAUUGGACAUGAACAUUACGCAGUGGAAUGUGGACCCAUAUCCUAAUGGCGUACACGACUUACCGGUUCACGUGAAAGAAGCCCUUCGUAAGGGUGGCGAACUUAAAGUGUACAUUGGCGACAAGGAUGCAGAGAAGAUCAGAUGGCGUAGUUCGCAGGACCUCAACUCUUUCGAGUGGAAUGUUGGCAAUGAAACGGACUGGAACAACCGCGUGCCUAUUGUUCGGAUCCGAAACGUUGCAAAGGGCUUGUCGCACCCUGCGCUUGUCAAGGCGAACAAGAAGUCGAGGAGCGUGACCUCGAAGAUUUGUCUUUGCAUCUUCGGCCCACCAAACGAAGACAAUCCAUCGGGCAUUGAGCUGCCGCUUCGGGCCAAGUCACAGAAGGAACGUGACCAGCUUGUCGAGAUACUUGUGCAGUGGCGCGAUGCUGCUACUUACAACUUCUGA